AUGCCCACCAGUGAAGUUAAAAAUCGUAAAAUAUGUGUAGCUGAUCCCGUUUUCCAGAAUGGAGAAUUUGAAGAUUCCAAAAUUGAUCCCAAACCUAAUUCUGAGAUGGAAUCUGUUAUGGAAUCUGACCAAAUUCAAGGAUCAACUUCCGAUGUGAUUCGUGGAUAUACUGAUCGGAUAAUAAAAAGUAUUAAGGAAUCACUUUCAUUUUGUGCAAACACUGAUAAUAUCACUAAUAUUUCAUUACUCGAUCUUUGUGUUCAAAACGAACGAAUAAAUCGCAUUAAAGCUGACUUGAACAACUGCCACGAUACUGUUUCAUUGACUGAGAGACUUGUCGAAAGAUGUGUUAGUACAUUUGGGUGGAUUUGUUCCUCAGUUAAGUGGACCAACAGUGUUAAACUUGACGUUGACGAGAAUGAUGAGAAACUCAACAGCGUUGUCAAGUCAUUUGGCGACUCACACACUAGUGAUGAAUCUAAUGGUGACACGGGCUUUCAUGAAAUUCCACAAACCAAUGACCCUGAGAAGGAUUUUUUCGACAAUGCCACUCGUGGUCUCAGCUCCUUAGUUAGCAGGAUGAAGAGGAACAGGGUUAAAACUGACUUAUUAUCAAGUGUUAUAAUGCACCAGAACAGUGAACUUGAGAGGAUCAACGCCUCCGCUCAGAACCUCAAGAACAGAGUUUCCAACAUGAACAAACUUUUAAAAAGCUAA
Theileria parva strain Muguga is the source of this 717-nucleotide messenger RNA. RefSeq lists its product as uncharacterized. Bases 1 to 717 code for a protein of 238 amino acids. Lineage: Eukaryota; Apicomplexa; Aconoidasida; Piroplasmida; Theileriidae. The record is from RefSeq and is a predicted model, not a curated record. Gene Ontology annotation, cellular component: plasma membrane. The transcript has 5 exons.